This is a messenger RNA of Ordospora colligata OC4, 855 nucleotides long. Its product is annotated as Tom40-like porin. Gene Ontology annotation, biological process: protein import into mitochondrial matrix. Bases 1 to 855 code for a protein of 284 amino acids. The record is from RefSeq and is a predicted model, not a curated record. The transcript has a single exon. Gene Ontology annotation, cellular component: mitochondrial outer membrane translocase complex; mitochondrial outer membrane. Gene Ontology annotation, molecular function: transmembrane protein transporter activity. Lineage: Eukaryota; Fungi; Microsporidia; Ordosporidae.
AUGAUGUGGGUUUCCAGUGUAGUUACGGGGAUUCGGAAUAUUUUUAGCGGAAGCGAAUCGAAUGUGAGUUUUGAUUCCUAUAAUGCAGAGGCUAGUGAGAUAUCAACGCUACAAGUGUGUGGAGGAGUAAAGGCAGAAGUGUCUAAGCUGCUGAGUCCGUGCCUUCAGGUGUCCAGGAUUGACUUUUUUGACGGAAAUGUGCAUAUGAGCCAGAUGUUUGGAGCAUUGAGCUUGAAGAAUUCUUUAAUACAAUUUGGAAUGGACAAUGAGGGGAGCAUGCGACUUAGAGCAGUGCACACAAUCGGAGGAGUGAUUGGGAAGAUCCAUACCAUUGUGAGUGGAAGCCGAGAAGUGUUUAGCCAAGUACAGGUGGACAUGAGGAGCAAAGCAAGCAGUAUUGGGUUGAAGAUGAUAAGUCCAGCAUUAAAAGGAUCACAAUUGAUAUGCGUUGCAAAUGUACUGCAGCAGUUUGGAUCUGUGUGUGUUGGAAUGGAGAUGAUCAAGACAAACAAUGAGGUUGGCAUUUCAGCAUGUGGAAGAUACGAAAGCAAUAAAGGAAUCUUUUGUGUGGGACUGCAACAAUUUACAGCGCUAAGCAUGAGCUAUUAUCACAGAUUCAACAAAAUGUUUGAUGCAGGGGCUGAAGUGCACAUGCCUCGUGGUGAUCCGAUCAGUGGAGCAGUGGGAUGUAGGCUUGUGACGCCAAAGGCGCAAGUUAGAGCAAGUUUCAACAGCAAUAUGAUGUUAGGAAUUGCACUUGAGGAAAGAGUGAUUGAAGGACUCUCGUUGAAUGCAAAUCUACAGGUUGGAAAGUCAGGAUGCACUCAUGGAUUAGGGUUUUCAUUGGAGUUCUGA